Microthlaspi erraticum is the source of this 1299-nucleotide messenger RNA. Lineage: Eukaryota; Viridiplantae; Streptophyta; Magnoliopsida; Brassicales; Brassicaceae. The record is from the annotation of a GenBank genome assembly.
AUGCAAGGAGAGUCAUUUGGUUUGAUCGUUGGGGUCUCACUUGGCGUGGUGAUUGGCGUGGUGUUAGCUGUUUCGGCAUUGUUCUGCUUUAGGUACCAUAGGAAGAGGUCUCAGAUUGUGAGCAGUGGCUCAAGAAGAAGCGCAACGCUUCCCAUCAGGGAGAAUGGAGCUGACUCUUGCAAUAUAAUGUCCGAUUCCACGCUUGGUCCUGAUUCUCCUGUCAAAUCCUCAAGCAAUGGGAGGUCUCUUUGGCUUGAAGGGUUUAGCAAGAAGAGUAAUGUCAUCUCUGCCUCUGGCAUUUUGGAAUAUUCUUACAGGGAUUUGCAGAAGGCAACGUGUAAUUUCACGACGUUGAUAGGCCAAGGAGCAUUUGGACCUGUAUACAAAGCUCAAAUGUCCACUGGUGAGAUUGUUGCUGUGAAAGUGCUUGCCACUGAUUCUAAACAGGGCGAGAAAGAGUUUCAGACAGAGGUUAUGUUGUUGGGAAGGUUGCAUCACCGUAACCUAGUGAACUUGGUAGGCUAUUGUGCAGAGAAAAGCCAACACAUGCUUAUAUAUGUCUACAUGAGUAAAGGAAGCUUAGCUUCUCACUUGUACAACGAAAAAUAUGAACCGUUGAGCUGGGAUUUGAGAGUAUACAUUGCUUUAGACGUGGCACGCGGUCUAGAGUAUCUUCAUGAUGGGGCUGUUCCUCCUGUAAUCCACAGAGAUAUCAAGUCCUCCAACAUUCUGUUGGAUCAAUCCAUGAGAGCUCGGGUUGCUGAUUUUGGCUUGUCUAGAGAAGAAAUGGUAGACAAACAUGCUGCUAACGUCAGAGGAACGUUUGGUUAUCUGGAUCCAGAGUAUAUCUCCACAAGAACAUUCACCAAGAAAAGCGAUGUUUAUGGGUUUGGGGUUUUGCUUUUCGAGCUUAUAGCUGGAAGAAAUCCUCAACAAGGUCUAAUGGAAUAUGUUGAGCUGGCAGCGAUGAAUGCAGAGGAAAAAGUUGGGUGGGAAGAGAUAGUGGAUUCGAGAUUAGAUGGGAGAUUUGAUCUACAAGAAGUGAAUGAAGUCGCGGCGUUGGCUUACAAAUGUAUCUCUCGAGCACCGAGGAAACGUCCCAACAUGAGGGAUAUUGUGCAGGUGUUGACACGUGUCGUUAAAGUGAGACAUAUCAGAAAACGUCAGAAGAAUUCUCCGUCGCCUUCUCCGCCACCACUUCCGGCUGUGGAGUUAAGUGGUGAGCAAACCGGGAACAGAUCUUUUCGGUCGGAGCAUCAUAGAAGAGAUAAUUCCAUGGACAGUACACUUGAAGAAUGA